UGUGCCUCGGCUUUUGACGCGCUGAGGAUGUGGGCAGGAAACGCCAUGCAAGAGGAGAGAAGCGAUCACGCUUCCCAACGCCGUUGCACAAUACAGGGCGAUCAAAAAUAAUGUGCUUUAAUUUUCCACGCUAAUGUCCAGGAGCGGUGAUUCUCCUCGGAUCUGCAGUCCGUCACCCAGCAGGCUCGGAGGAUUUGCCGGCGUGGGAUUUGACUCCUAUCCGAGCGAGAGGGCAGCCUUCCCAGCCUGCUCGCUUUGAAAACAUCGGGGCUGGUCAGCGGGUGGGAGAGACAGAGCAGGCUUCGUCGCGGAAAAAAGGAAGUGUCUGCCUAUUUUUUUUCACCCCCCAGCCAUGAGGGAGUACAAAGUGGUUGUUUUGGGCUCGGGUGGAGUCGGGAAAUCCGCGCUGACUGUCCAGUUCGUGACGGGCUCCUUCAUCGAGAAGUACGACCCGACGAUAGAGGAUUUCUACCGGAAGGAGAUCGAGGUGGACUCGUCCCCGUCGGUGCUGGAGAUCCUGGACACGGCGGGGACCGAGCAGUUCGCCUCCAUGCGAGACCUGUACAUCAAGAACGGCCAGGGCUUUAUUUUGGUUUACAGCCUGGUGAACCAGCAGAGCUUCCAGGACAUCAAGCCGAUGAGAGACCAGAUCAUCCGGGUGAAGAGAUACGAGAGGGUGCCUAUGAUCCUGGUGGGAAACAAGGUGGACCUGGAAGGGGAAAGAGAGGUGUCUUCCGGGGAAGGAAAGGCGCUGGCCCAGGAAUGGAGCUGCCCUUUUAUUGAAACUUCAGCCAAAAAUAAAGGCUCGGUCGACGAACUAUUUGCAGAAAUAGUCAGACAGAUGAACUAUUCAACUGUUCCCAGUGGUGGUAACCAGUGUUGUUCAUGUGUCCUGCUCUAAAAAACAUGAAAAACAUCCAGAAAAACAUCCGGGCUGAAAUUUUGCUUCUUACUUGUCCUGCGGGCUUCCCCCCCCAAGCCUAUUCAUUCUCUCUUCACACUGUUGUCUUAUUGUUGCACACAAACACAAAUCAACGAAGACAACAAUCGAUUAUGUAUUAUAGUCUAGAAAAAGUGUUUACAUGACAAAGUACUUGAAUGUUUUUGGAUUUUUUAAACAGCUUUGUAUAUGACACUUCUCUGGAAAUGUGCCUCAAUGGGAAUGUCUUAUUGUGAAACCUAAGAGACAGUUCUUUUGGUGUUUUUAUUUGUUGAGUUGUACUGUUACAUCUUCUGGGCUGGGUCCAUAUUUCUUGGGUGGUGGUGGGGUCAUGCUAAAUCCAGACAGAGCUGGGAUUGGCUACUUUUAAUGUCUUUUUGGGUGAAAUGACACAGCAGGAGGCCUGAAAGCACUUAAAAUCGCCAAUAAACGUAACAAUCACCAUUCAAGCCUUUCCCGGGUUACUCAAAUCAGAUCUCUACAAUUUAUUUCCCCUAAAGGUCAAGUGGGAUCCAAGAGACGCAGAUUCCUCCCACUAACAUAUUUUAUCUGAAGCUGUGGACUGUGAUGGAGUUGUGUUAGGAGCUUUUGUUGUUAUCCCCCCUCUCCGGUCUGGCGAAAGUGGAUUUAUCAUGGAACCUGCACUUUGCUGACGUUGUCCCACCUCAGUGUGCACAAAGAAGGACCUUAGUGCAUUGCUGUCGCUUCAUGGGGAACCCCAUGUCAAGUGCCUUCCUAAGAAAACUCCUGUGACUGUGCCAACUGAUGAGCCCUACUUCCUCUGCAGUGCGUCUUGAUGGCAAUCAGAACUUUUAACAGUUUUCAGUGAACAAUCUAGUUUCAUUUGGUGUCAAAGUGAGAAUAGCCUACUCCUAUUUUACUAUCAGGAAGCUAAGCUUGUAUCAGACCUGCUGUUUCAGGGUCAGAUUCAGGCCGUUUCUCGAGGUACUAGUCCAACAAGAACAACAAAGUAACUUUAACCUACUAGGAUUAUGGUUCAGUGAAUGGCAAGCCAUGUCUGUAUUAUCUAGAUUUCUUUUUCUUUUCUAAAAACAAUAUGACAUUUUUAAAUGUGCCGUAAUUGUAAUUCUCUUUUUGGACAAAAUCUUCUGCCAUCCACCUGUCAGUUUGAAAGACUUAAUACAAAAGCAUUUUACGUAACGCUGUGUUUGUCUCUGCUGAUAACAUAAAGUUUCUACAUUUUGGGCUA
Molecule: messenger RNA, 2150 nt
Organism: Gymnodraco acuticeps
Lineage: Eukaryota; Metazoa; Chordata; Actinopteri; Perciformes; Bathydraconidae
Product: ras-related protein Rap-2b-like
Exons: 1
Coding region: 353-901 (182 amino acids)
Biological process (GO): Rap protein signal transduction; negative regulation of cell migration
Cellular component (GO): plasma membrane
Molecular function (GO): GTP binding; GTPase activity; GDP binding
Source: RefSeq, a predicted model, not a curated record